AUGUCUGUAUUACCUGGGCCAUCGCAAGCAGUCGCCGAGCUGCCCUCAAUCAGGGGCCUGAAGGUCCCCAAAAUUCGUCCACAGGACCUUGGGCUGAAGAUCUAUCAUGACCCCCAAGAUGCUGAUGAGAUAAUAGCCGACGUCGUUGCGGUUCACGGCAUCGGAGUUGAUCCCACCAAAACAUGGACUCACCCUGCCACCAAAAAGAAUUGGCUUUCCGAUAACACGAUGCUUCCACAUGACCUCGGCAAUGCACGCAUCAUGUCUUUCGGGUACAACUCGGUUUGGUAUGGCGAGGAUGCAGUCAAGCAAUCGCUUCAAGGCGUCGCCUCUAAGCUUCUUUAUGCACUGGGAGAUAAACGACAGAGCUGCUUGCACCGCCCUAUCCUCUUUAUUGGGCACUGUUUCGGAGGGCUCGUUAUCCAAAUGGCCUACACAAUGGCGUUGCUCCAGUCCCAGGAUUGGCCUCACCUGUUUGAGUCAGUCAUUGGGUUGCUAUUUCUUGGAACGCCUCACUACGGUAUCACCGAAAGCUCCUAUUUGAACACACAGGGCCAGAUCUAUCAAGCUAUUGUUGCGGCAGAGUUGCUCAUCGAGGAUAACGCGCUUCACACCAUGGCUCACGAUAACGACCUGCUGAGAGACACCGUAGUGGCCUUCACGAGGAAAAUAGCUACUGUCGAGCCUAAACCAAUACUUUUCUGUUUCUACGAGGAGAAGCCAACCAAGGUUGGGCUCAUUAUUGGGCAAGAUACAGCACCAGAGUUUGUCGUCAACAAGACAUCGGGCAUAUUGUCCGGAUGCGAGAACGAGGGCCUUUCGCUGGACCACUUCCACAUGAACAAGUUUGAAGACAGCCAGGACUACCAUUACCUAUGCGUUAAGCGUGAAAUCCUCAAGAUGGUCAAGAAAUUUCAAGACAGGGAGGAACCAGUGUCGGAGGGAUCUCCCAAGCUUGAAUUACACCGCAGCAUGCCAAGACUAGGAGCCCCCAUCGCCGCCGAGUCCAACUUUGCUCCACGGGACCAGAUUAUCCAGAAGCUGGAGUCUCUUUUCAAGAGAAAGAAGCUCGUUGCGCUAUAUGGAGCCUCGGGAAACGGUAAAACCCACAUUGCCGUGGCAUAUGCUCACGAGUAUAACAAGAGCCAUCCCGGGUGCAAUGUCUACUGGGCCAACGCCAAUAGUCUCGAAGAACUUGAAUCUUCGUACAUUCGGAUUGCGGAACGCCUCAACAUGACUUUGGAUAACGGAGGAAAUGUAAAUGUUAUACAAGCAGUCCGUCAUCGUCUGAAAAAGGAGCCCUUUUUGAUGGUACUCGACGGAAUGGACAGUGAAGCCUGCCUACCCCUUGUCGAUCUCAGCUCUGAAGAGCCGUUGUCCGACCUUGUACCCCCUACCAGCCGGGCCAAUUUCCUGGUUACCACUCGAUCUAAAGCGGUAGCCACACAUCUAGUAAAUGGAAAAGCAAAAUAUGUCAUCGAGGUGAGCCCUGUUGACCAUGACGAUGCCUCGCACAUUCUCCUUGGUAAGGUGUCCAAGGAUCCCACUAGAAGACAGUCGGUCGACCAGAUAUCCAAGAUUCUAAACGGCUCUGCGGGGGCCCUCGCAAUGGCAACCUCUUACCUCAAUCAUGCCGGCAAGGCAAUUAAUCGCAAGAUGUACCUAGAGAAGCUCAACUCGAGACCACCUGAGCAGUCGGGAGCCCUACGUGCCUGGGAACUGCUACACGACCUCAUCAAGCGGAAGCACAGGGAGACAGUGGACACAAUGCUCAUCAUGUCAUGCUUGGAUGUGCAGUGUAUACCUAGCGAGCUCUUUGAAAGAAGUGUUGUGCAAGAGUACUUACCAGUCCUGGAGGAGCAUUGCAUCGUGGAGCCAUCGACAGACAGGCAGCUGUUUACUAUAACGGCCAUGUACCGUGAUCUAGCCCAGCAGUGGCUUGCUAAUGAUGGUCAACAGAGGGAGUGCAUCGAGGACCUGGCCCUGGACGCCGUCCGCAAAAGGUUCGGCGAGGACACGAGUGAAACUCUUCUUCCGUGUCUCUUGGCAGCCUUGAAACUACAGCAUGUUUCAGUCCGAGGCAAACGCACUCAGUCUGCCUUGCUCUUCUGCGCUGCAAAGCAUGACAUGGACCGAAACAACUACAAGAGGGCGUUACGACAUCUCGAGCAAUGUCUUGCCAUGCAGGAAGCAGACGCAGAUGUUGCUGACAAGUCGACCCUGAUAGCGAAAACGAGGCAAGCGAUUCAACAAGCAAAGGCCGGGUUGUCUCGGACCAACGAGCAGACAGCAACGGAUAGCAAAGAUCCAGGCGCCAAUGUUGCAGCGACCCAGAUGCAACUAUUCAAUCCAGCCGACGCACCAUGGAGUCAUCGUGAUACGGGUCGUGGAGUCAUGUCGCUCGACCAAGACCGCGACGACUACAACCAAUGCAUCGAGACGGUCGAACGCGAUUGCAAGCAAGGACUUGAUCAGGCCGCCAAAGGGCGGUACCAGAGAGCAGAGAAGCUUUAUCGCUCUGCCCUCCAAGUUCUCCGUUCGCAAAUGAACCCCGCGCACCCUGAAAAGGUUCUCAUGAUACUGCAUCUGAAGAUCCUGAGCUGUUUGGCGGGCAUGUACUGCUCCCAAGGGCAGCUCAACGAGGCUGCAGAAAUCCUUGGAGCCGUGCUGCCCGAGCAGGAAGAGAUUCUGGGCAAGAACCACCCGGAGACGUUGCUGACGCGAAACGACCACGCCCUGUUGCUGCAGGACCGUGAUCCAGACGCGGCUGCUCGCGAGCUACGAAGGAUUCACAUGGCACAGGUGCAAGUGCUCGGCCGUGAUGACUCGGCCACUCUCCGGACCGAGUCGAACCUCGCCUUGAAUUGCAAGCUGCAGGGCAAGAUGGACGAAGCCAAGACGCUCUAUGAAGACGUGUUGCACAGGCAGAAGCGGGAGCUCGAGGAGAACCAUCCCGAUGUCCAGGCGACGCAACAGAUGUUGAAGGAAUUGCUGGAAAAGGGGGCAAGCAAAGGCGUAAUGAGCACAUGA
Metarhizium robertsii ARSEF 23 is the source of this 3030-nucleotide messenger RNA. Its product is annotated as kinesin. The coding region runs from base 1 to 3030 and encodes 1009 amino acids. The record is from RefSeq and is a predicted model, not a curated record. The transcript has 7 exons. Lineage: Eukaryota; Fungi; Ascomycota; Sordariomycetes; Hypocreales; Clavicipitaceae. Gene Ontology annotation, molecular function: ADP binding; protein binding.